Herpailurus yagouaroundi (jaguarundi) is the source of this 1352-nucleotide messenger RNA. RefSeq names its product clathrin light chain A-like. Gene Ontology annotation, biological process: intracellular protein transport; vesicle-mediated transport. Gene Ontology annotation, molecular function: structural molecule activity. Gene Ontology annotation, cellular component: clathrin coat of coated pit; clathrin coat of trans-Golgi network vesicle. Lineage: Eukaryota; Metazoa; Chordata; Mammalia; Carnivora; Felidae. The coding region runs from base 143 to 400 and encodes 85 amino acids. The transcript has a single exon. The record is from RefSeq and is a predicted model, not a curated record.
GCAGGGUUUCCGCUUCCGCCUUCUCCCUCCCGCUAGUCGUCGGAUCGCGGUCGCCGCCACAGCUGCCGCUGCGGGGCGCGGUGUCGGUGGGGUGGUUGGCUUGUCUUUCAACGUUGGUGUCCGUGCCGUUGAACUGCCCGCCAUGGCUGAACUAGAUCCGUUCGGCGCCCCCGCCGGCGCCCCGGGCGGCCCCGCGCUGGGGAACGGGGUGGCCGGUGCCGGCGAAGAAGACCCGGCCGCGGCCUUCUUGGCGCAGCAGGAGAGCGAGAUUGCGGGCAUCGAGAACGACGAGGCCUUCGCCAUCCUGGACGGCGGUGCCCCCGGGCCCCAGCCGCACGGCGAGCCUCCGGGGGGUCCGGGUGAGAGUGCGGGCGCGUUUGGGGCGGGAGGACUUGUGUAGAAACUUGGCCCAGGGUGGGUCUGAGGGCUCUGUGUAACUUGUUUUUUGCUGAACGGGGUGGAGGGUAAGGAAGAGUGCAAGGAGGAAACGAGACCCUGGCCCAGUCAUUGCAGAAACCUAGGUUCGGUGAGCCUACUCUGUCGUAUGAGUGUGUUUAAGUGCUCCUGGACGGGAUAGAGCGAGAAAGCAAAGAAAAUAGAGUACUUGUAAGGCUGACGAGCCUGAAGAAGCCGGUUCAGCUCAGGAACUUUUCAUUGAGCACUUGCUGUGCUUUGAGCCUGGCCUCUGAAACAUAGCCGCAUUGGCGCAGUUUGGCUAGACUUAAAGGCAAGUCUGAACCCAGCACAGAACCAGUUACUGGGAAAGGAAGGCAGAAAAAAUGAGCAUAGUGCUGUCGUUUUGGGGAUAUACACCGACAGAGGUGGCAAUACAGUUCAGCAUUUAAGGACUUCAGGGGUGUAGAGUUGGAUUAUGGGGACGAAAGGAGGCGUAAGUAGGGAACUCGAGGAAGGUGGCCUAGCCCUGGAGGAAGAAACUCCAGCCAAAGAAGGAUAAGAGUUUUACCAUUUAUCGGACGGAUUACAGCCAGGAUUUCUGGAGCUCUACUUCCUCUAGGAACAGCUUUGGUAAGCAGUGUUGCCUAAGCAGAAUUUAAGAUUAGCCUGGACUAGCCUUCCAAAAGGUGAAGAGAGAAUAUUGUGUGGCCUUUUCCCAGCCAGGAGUCUGGCAAAAACAAAACCAAAAAACGAGCCUUAGGAUGCCAGCCCGACCUUUGAAUGCCUUAGCUGUGGGUGAUGUUUGGAAUUAUGGUGGAAGGAAGAGAUGAGUGGAAGAGACCUUUCUAGUCAUAUAGGGAAAUAGGAAAUUAGCUGGAAGAAGUAAGACCUGGGUUUUCAUUUACUUAAAAAAAAAAAAAAAAAAAAGAAUUAAAGGAGAAUAGGGCACAGUAGGG